AUGGACUCUCUUAUUCAGUUUCUACUUGUUUCUCUUCUCUUCCUGUCUUUCAUCUACCUUCUUCCCAAAAUCGUCAAAACCAAAUCAAAAACUAGUCGUCCACCUGGCCCUCGUGGACUACCCUUCAUCGGAAAUAUGCACCAAAUCGAUAACUCAAGCCUCCACACUUCCCUAUGGAAGCUCUCCAAAUCCUAUGGUCCGAUUGUAUCCCUCAACUUAGGUUUCAUCCCAGCCAUCGUUGUUUCUUCAGCGAGUCUAGCAAAAGAAAUCUUAAAAACCCAAGAUCAUACUUUUUGUAGUAGGCCAUUACUGCAUGGCAUAAAAAAGAUUGGUUACAAUGGUCAUGAUGUGGCUUUAUCACCAUAUAACAGGAAUUGGAAAGAGAUGAGAAAGAUUUUUAGUGUUUAUCUUUUUAGCCCAAAAAGGAUACAAUCUUCUAGGUAUAUUCGUGAAGAUGAGGUCUCACGUGCCAUGAAGAAGAUACAUGGACUAGCACUUUCGUCUAAUCAUGUAAACUUGAGUGUAAUCUCCCACAUCGUAAUGAGUACCAUUGUAACAAGAGUGGGAUUUGGAAAGAGGUAUGAAGAAGGAGAUAAAAGUAAGGAGAUUCUUCGACUCCUUCAUGAACUUCAAGCAACGAUAACCAACUACUUCCUUUCAGAUCUUUGGCCCGGUUCAAAACUUGCGGGUUUGAUUGAUAGGAUGAUGGGAAAAUUUUAUAGGCUAGAGAAGUGCUUCAAAGAUUUGGAUUCAUUUUACCAAGAACUAAUUGAUGAACACCUCCACCCUCAAAAUCCCAAGUCUAGUGAGGGUGAACACGAUCUUAUUGACAUUUUACUUCAACUCAAGAAAGAUCACGUCUUGGAUCCCUUUGAGCUCACAAAUGAUCACAUAAAGGCCAUUAUCACAGAUAUCUUGGUAGCUGGAACUGAUAAUAGUGCGGCUACAUUGGUUUGGGCGAUGACAUCACUAAUAAAGAACCCUAAAGAAAUGAAGAAAGUACAAGAAGAAGUGAGAAAUGCUGUUGGUGAUAAGGGUAAAGUAGACGAGGAUGAUCUUUCAAAACUCACCUAUAUGAAGGCAGUGGUAAAAGAGGUCUUGAGAUUAUACCCCGCAGCUCCACUUCUUAUACCUCGAGAAACGACCGAAGAUACAAUUAUACAUGGCUACAAGAUCAAGAAGAAAACCAUAGUUUAUGUGAAUGCGUUGGCCAUUGGAAGAGACCCGGGAUCUUGGGAGAAUCCUGAGGAAUUCUCACCAGAGAGGUUUUUGAAUAGUGAUAUUGGCUUUAAAGGCAAUGAUUUUGAGUUGAUCCCGUUUGGGGCUGGAAGGAGAAUUUGCCCUGGAAUAUCUAUGGGAGUUCUUGAGGUGGAGCUUUUGCUUGCUAAUCUUAUUUAUUUGUUUGAUUGGGGGUUGCCAGAUGGUAUGAAGAAGGAAGAUAUAGAUUUGGAGGUUAUGCCUGGGUUAACCAUGACAAACAAGGAAGACCUUUGUCUUUUAGCCCAAGUUUACUCGGGAAAGGCAAUGUAUUGAGACUUUGCAUGGAAUAUUCUAAACAUCAAAUUUCAAAACUCAUUUGUGUUUCUUUAACAACUUGUGAUAAAAGCAAUAAAGUACUAGUUUCCUUUU
This is a messenger RNA of Helianthus annuus (common sunflower), 1629 nucleotides long. RefSeq names its product cytochrome P450 83B1. Bases 1 to 1533 code for a protein of 510 amino acids. Gene Ontology annotation, molecular function: monooxygenase activity; iron ion binding; heme binding. Lineage: Eukaryota; Viridiplantae; Streptophyta; Magnoliopsida; Asterales; Asteraceae. The transcript has 2 exons. The record is from RefSeq and is a predicted model, not a curated record.